This is a messenger RNA of Dendrobium catenatum, 652 nucleotides long. RefSeq names its product pistil-specific extensin-like protein. The record is from RefSeq and is a predicted model, not a curated record. NCBI's taxonomy places the organism in Eukaryota, Viridiplantae, Streptophyta, Magnoliopsida, Asparagales, Orchidaceae. The transcript has 2 exons. The coding region runs from base 20 to 532 and encodes 170 amino acids.
GAGAGAGAGACAGAGAGAGAUGGCGAGCGCUUGGCUGGGUGCGAUAAUGGCCUUGUUCGCCUUUGCUGUUGUCGCCUCAGCCAGCGGCGAACUGUGGAAGACGGAGGAUCUGAAGAACGUGCACAUCGCCGGCAAGGUCCUGUGCCAGGAUUGCUCUCAGGGUUGGAAUUACUGGGCCCAUGCCGCCAUUCCUCUCAAAGGAAGCAAAGUGGCGGUGACGUGCAUAGACGCGCGGCGGCGGGUGGUUUACUACGGCAGCGAUGAGACGGACGAUAAGGGCAAUUUCGACUUACCGGUCGAGCUUCACCGCCACUCCGGCAAUCCGGCGAAGAAUGUUCGGCCGGAGGGUUGCUCUGUUCGGCUCGUUUCAUCGCCGGACGCCGCCUGCAAUGUCAUGACAAACUUCGGCGGCGGCCGGUCCGGCGUCGGUCUGGUUCGGCCCUCGCACGUGUAUCCGGGCCGGGUUAAAUACACGGUGGGGCCCUUUUUCUUCACCUCCCCUAUGUGCGAGGAGCCCGACACGAACGAAUGACCUACUGAGAUUUAUUUUACCUUUUUAUUUGCGGUGUUUAAUUAUAUUUAAUUAAUUUCUGUUUUUUUUUUAUUAAUUUUGUUUUCACGAAUCACAAGUGAUUUUAUUAAUGGUGGUGUA